UAUGGCGGGUUAGAAUCACAAAAGCCAGCUUUGAUGAUUGAACCAUUGCUUUAGCCAUUCGCUUCAAGGAUUUUGACUUCGGUUGGACAUCAGACGCAAACAGAACUAUUAUAUUAAUAUUUAGGACUUUCGUUCUAUGGGAUUGGAGUCGUGUAACUCAUCAUGAAAACUGUUUAUGGAGAAGGAACCUGACAUCACUUCGAGUUCGAGUGAGUCAGCAUCCGAACCCGAGAUAAGAAACCCCAAAGAAAAUUUUGGCAUCAUGAAAAUAAGAAACAAAUUGAAGUUGUGAUAAUCACGUGUCUGGAACUUACACUACACACGUGUGUAAAAUGUAUUAAUUUCAGAUGUGGCUGUUCUCACCUACCAGUAACUAAUGCCAACUUCAUCUGACAUGGCUGAGGAGCAAACUGUCAUCGCCAAGUAUGACUACAAAGCGGAGAAUGCUCAAGAACUUGACAUAAAAAAGAAUGAGAAACUGGUUCUACUGGACGACACUCGGGGAUGGUGGAAAGUCCAAAACACUCGUAACAAAUCUGGCUAUGUCCCAUCAAAUUUUGUCAAGCGAUCCAAGACAUCCAAGUUUCUCACCAGUUUGCGCAAUACGUUGGGUCGAAAAAAUAAAGGGGAGGGCAAGGUAACGGUUACAAGUCCCAUGGUGAGUCGAAACGGUGAUACAGGAAGUGACCAGAACAGCACUAGUAGUGAUGUACAAAUAUGUGAUCCUUCCCCAGCCAUAUCAAAGUUUACAUACGCCGCACAACAACCGGACGAAUUGUCCCUUACGAAAGGAGAGAGGGUGAUGGUUUUAGAAAAAUCAUCCGAUGGCUGGUGGAAGGGUAGGAAAGCCGAUAAUGUAACGACAGGCUGGUUUCCAUCUAAUUAUGUUGAUUUAGAACAGAGUGAAAACGAUGGGUCCAUGUACACUACGGCUGCCGCUCUGGAUUACCCCCAGCCACCGCUGCCAGAACCGGAUACACAGGAAACAGUCACCACAAUAUGUCCGUUUAACAGUACAAACCCGGAGGAACUCAGUUUUGAAAAAGGUGAAAGGUUAGUGAUCAUAGAAAAGCCUCCAGUUGAUCCUGAGUGGUGGAAGGCACGGAAUGGGCGUGGGGAGGCAGGUCUUGUGCCACGGAAUUACGUACAGACUGUUGAGGACAGUGAAGGAGAGACGGCUACCAACACAAGCUCCUGUACGCCGCAGUCACAAUCCACAAGUAGUCUAUCCAAUGCCUCAAAUCUCAGUGUUGUUGGCAAUAGAAAACAAUUCCGUGUGUCUGGUCCCAUGGCCGAAAAAGACUGGUACUACGGUAAAAUCACCCGGCAGGAAUGCGAGGAUGUGUUGAGAAAGUUUGCAGACGAAGGAGAUUUUCUUAUCCGUGACAGUGAAUCUGCUGCUGGCAACUUUACUGUGGUGUUAAAAGCGAGUGAAAGAAAUAAACAUUUUCGUGUUCAAGUGAAUGACGGCAUGUACCAGAUUGGCCAACAGAAAUUCAGCUCACUGGACGAGUUGAUAGAGCAUUAUAAAAGACACCCAAUAUUCAAACAGGAAAACGAAAAACUCUACCUUGUUAAAGCGUUUGUGUAUCCCUCAGAGUUCUAACAGUACCCUUUAGGGGGGUGGGGCUAAUUAUUAUAUCAAUUGUGUUGAAACCCUUACUCCCUCGAGAUUUAUAACAAUACUUGAUUGGGAUGCAAGGGCCAUUGGAUUAAUUGUGUUGAACCUUUCAUCCAAACAUAAAUCAUGUGCACAGUUCCAGUCGUCUCAUUCUUCAUGUGAUAGCAUCCCUAGGAUUUCUAUAUACAUAUGUAUCUCUCAACUCGAAAGGAAUACUUUAAGGUAUCCUCAGAGCCGAUAACAGUCUUGAUUUUUUAUUGAAAUGGUUAUUACUUUCUUAGGAUUUCUAUACUAAAGUAUAUACAUAUGUUCAUGUAUCUCAUGAUCAGCUCUAAAAGAGAUACUAUUGGAUUUGUUCAGAGCCGAUAACAUUCUUGAUUUUUAUGGAAAAGGUUAUGCUAGUCCUUGCUUUCUAGAGAGGCCCGUAGGCAGAGCACUCGAGGCAAAUAAGGAAACAUCCCUGAACAAAUAUAUGACGAUACCUAAUUAAUUGACUUAUAUUUGAAGUAUAUUUUGUUAUAUAACACAAGAAUACAUGUACCUAUUGGUAACACUUGAUGUAAUAAUUAUUAUGUUUAAAAUAGGGAUUUCAAAAUAAUUAUUAUGUUAAAAAUAGGGACUCGAAAUCAUACUGUCAUGUAGGUAUAUGGUACUUUUACAGAGGAAGCUUAACCCGUUCACCCCUGAAGUCGCAUUUGAACCUUACCAUAUCAAAGACUGAGCAAGUCCAGUUUAAAAUGUAGGGGUGAAUGAGUUAACCCACUGUAUAGGACGUAGUAAGGAUGCUGGGCACACGUAAAUGACAAGUGGGUCGCCUUUUGAAAAGUGGGCCGCCUUUCUUCCGACACAGUUUUCUUAAAAUAAAUAACAUACCUCAUAUAUUUGCGUAUUUUCCUGUCACAGAGAGACAUAAAGGUCAAUUUAUCCUGCUUCUAAAAUUAAAUUCCUAAUUGAAAUAACAGUAGACUGUCCAGAUUGGUCACUAUACAAGCAAAAAAUUGUGGUAGAUUUGUUUUGUAUACUUAUUUACAGACCAUUUUGGUGACAUAAGUUGUCUAUCAAAAUUAAUCACACGACUUCCUUAAGUAUAAAAUUCAAAACAGAAAAGGUCCAGAAUUUCUUGAUAAUCAUUCAUUUUAUAUAUAUUUGAAAUCUAUUGGGGCACCCCUGUAUUGCCUAUAAGAGCAGGCAGUCUUAGUAUAUCAAACACAGCACAUCCUUCAGUACCAUGAGGCUAUGUUUAAUAAAUAUCUUUUCCAGGUAAAAAUUAAGGCUCUAAGGCUGUAAGUGCAUUUAAGUAUAAACUUUAUUUAUUUUACAACAAUUAUGGAAGUUAUAUUAUACAUUAAAUGCCCUUGCAAAAGGGAAACAUGAUUCUUUGUUUCUCCAAGGUUAAUCGUGUUUCAUCAAAGCCUGAGUGAAACCCCUCAUGAAACAUGAUUAAUCGAGGAGAAAACAAAGAAUCGUGAUUCCCUAAAGCAACGGCAAUAAAUAAUUUACUAUACUGGAAAAUAACCAUAUAAAAAAUAAUAACACAAUAUUAGUCAUAUCAUGUCUCUGCAAAUGACGCGCCAUUGUUGUUGUCUGCUACCGUCAUUCGGAACUAAAGGUUGUAGUGGCUCUUGCCAAUUUUUCUAAAGAGGCUCUGAAUAAGAGAAAUAUGAUCAAGGAAACUUAAGUGCAUUAGGGAGACAUUAGGUUUUAUUGCCCUGUCAUGUGACCAGUAUCAUCCAAUCAGACACGCAAAAAAGGAUAAACAUCCCUGUAAAUAAAAAAGUAAUUGUGAAUAAAGUUUCCCAUGAUUGCUUUAUUUAUUUUUGAGCAAUAUUUUAGCAUCUGUAAAAUCUUUCACAUGAAGAAUGUUGGGACUGUUUGAAUUUCGCAUUUGUGCUGUGUUCACACUUUGUAUAAGGCUUGUGAUUCUAUAUCUGUGGGUGGAAGUCUUAAUGGUGAGUUUAACUAGCAGUUAAUUCAUUCAUCCCCGAAAUUUCACAACGAACUAUUCCAACUUAAGAUUUGGAAGAGUUCAAAUGUUUCUUCAGGGGUGAAUGAGUUAGCAUCCAUCUUAGUCAUUAACAUUUGAGCAUGAGUAAAUAUUAUACAUGUACCCUGAACAAUGUUAAACAAAGUUAUAUUCUUGUGUCACUAGCGCUGUGUAUUUGUAGGUAUUUAUAUAUUAUACAUAUUUACAAAAAAAGGUUUCCAUUCUCAUAUUCAUCCAGUGACAGUUUCAUAAGUUUUUAUCUAGAUCUGUACAUGUACAAGAAAGUAUGUAGUUCCAAAUGGUUGUUUUAAAAUUUCGUUUUUUUUGUCUUUGCAAAUUUCUUAACUUCAAAUUUGAAGUGAAUUCAUUCACAUUUAAAAUCAAAUUACAUACAAGAUAAUAUCAUGUGUUCGUACUAUGGAUUUGAGAAUGGAAACCGUGAAAAUGAGUCCAUAUAUAUAGAGGACAAAAUGAUGAGUGUUACAUAGGUCAUUACUGGUCACCCGUACACAUCAGAUAGAAUACAGCUGAAAAUCCUGCCAUCAUAUACUAUAAAUCACUGAUAUUUUGGCGAGAUUUAUUUUUGUGUCAAUUCUUGUGGAGAGACAAUUGAGAAUUCAAAUUUGUCGCUAAUAUUAAGACAAAAUUAAACAAGGAACAUAUAUUGGUCGUUGGUCCUUUUUGCGAAUUUAAAUCCUCGCAAAUUGGUCGUUGGAUUAAUCACGAAAAAUAAAUAUUCACAAAAUUUCUGCGAUUUAUAGUAACACAUACCGGUUAUGUGGCUUGAGAGAGGCCAUGUGCUAGACCCUCUAUAUGUGUAUACAGUAGCAUUGUAUAUCAUCACCAACAUAGGAAGUCUAGCUACCUCAAGCCUGUCAUGAGCUUUGUGUAUAGGAUACUUAAUUAAGCACCUCCUCUCCAAAAGGUUUUCCACAGUUAAGUCAAGAAAUCUCGUGAUUAAUGAUCCAACAGUAGUUUAGACAUGGCUGAUUAAGAAUUUUUGCUGCACAAGAAUUCAAAUUUUUAACAACAAUUGUGAAAUUAUUUGUGAAAGGGAGAUAACUCUUUGAACUACUUCCAAAUAGUCGGAGCUUUGAUGUUGGGGUUCAGGCUUGAAUGUAGCUGCAUUUAGCACAUUGGUUUUACUUUUUGCCAAAGUUACCUAAAAGUUAAUAUUUAAAUGGGAAUUCACAAAUAUGCAUCAUCUCUUAUGAAACCUCUAGCCUUUAUUUUUACGAUUGGUAGUGGGUGUACUACUGGCUAGUUUAUGUCGCUGAUAAAUAUUGUAACUCACUCGAACCCAAAUCAUCAGUUACAGUGAAAAAUGAGAUUUUGGGAUAUAGGUCAUUCAUUCAAAUCAAUCGGUUCAUGCAUGUACACCACAAUUUCAAUUUCUGCCAAUUGAACUGUUAACAGUUGAAUUGAUCAGCAGGCUGGGCCUGUUCAGUUUUAUCCUUUCAUUUGCCAGUGUUCAAUUUUUAAUUAACAUUGAUACAUGUAGUUUACGUUAUAGCAAUGAGUCAAUAGUGAACAAUCUUUUGGAAGCAAGUACAGUAACCUUGUUAUACUGCCACCAUUUGUCCCGAGAAAUUUUGGCAUUAUAAAGAGGUUUGGCGUUAAAUUGAAGGAAAUGUGUAAAAGAAUUCUUAAGAAGAAAAACAAAAGGGACCUCAAAAGAUAUUGGCGAUAAGCGAGGUGGCAAAGGAAACGAGGGGCAAUAUAUCGAGGUUUUACUGUACAGACAUUUGUUAGAAGAAAUAUGAAAAAGCUACUUAUAUUUAUUACACUUCACCAUUCACACUGCUGGAGCAUUAGUUAAAGGGCAUCACUGCAUCCGUUAUAAUCGCGAAGAAGAGUCUCGCUCAUAUUUUUUUUUCUCUCUAUUUUAAAACAUUCAAAUUUCUGAACGACUACAUUUCUAUAAAAUGCUGGGCAACAUGCAAUUUUAAGGAAUGUUUGUUUUGAAAAGGACUUCAAAUAUUUCACAAUAGUGACUUUGGUAGUAACUCAAUCAUCCCUGAAGACACAUUUGGACUCUUCCAUUUCAAAGGUUGGCAUAGUUCAUUAUGAAAUUUCAGGGGUGAAUGAGUUGAUGUACAUUGUUGGUACUCUUUACAUAUACUUUAUGUUCCUAAUCCACAUUAUGUUUUUUCUAUCCAGUUAAGAUUAUUGAAAAUGAUCAUGAAAAGACAAAAAAACAACUAGACCAACAAAAAUGAUAAUAAUCUAUGCUCCUGGUUGUAUUAUUGAGUUGUACAUAUGCAAGCAGCUCAGACUUUUUUACUUUUCAAACAAUUUAAGAAAUUAUUUAUUAAUAUUGAAAUGAUUAAAUUCAUAUAUUAAAGGUGAGCCAUGUAAACACGUUUUUGUAAAUCGUGGGUGUGUACUAUGUGCAUUAGCAUCAAUUUUUUGUAGCCCAACAGCUGGAAGAAUAUCCUCAAUUACUUUCAAUGUCUUUGUGUAAAAUUCCCCUCAAACUGAUAUACUGUCAUCAUAAUUUGUCAUCUAAUCAUACAUUUUUACAAGCACUUCUAAAUACGGAUAAAAGACAUCUAUAUUCAUGCUUUAGAAUUCAUAGAAAUUCAAGUGUCAUAAUGAAAAAAGCCAUUCUAGAUCAUUGAAAAAUCUUUUGUCGCAAAUAGUGAAGUUCAUCUCGAUUUUACGUUUUACAUGUACAUUGUUUAUCAGUUUCUUACUUAAACAACAACAUGCAGGUGAUCAAUACACUUGGUUAAGGAUACCCGUACCACUGCCAAAAACAGGGUUGGAAACUGUUUUUUCUGGACUGACUGAAGCUUUGAUAAAUCAUUUCUG
This is a messenger RNA of Mizuhopecten yessoensis (Yesso scallop), 6419 nucleotides long. Its product is annotated as cytoplasmic protein NCK2-like. Gene Ontology annotation, molecular function: protein binding. Bases 377 to 1606 code for a protein of 409 amino acids. The transcript has 3 exons. The record is from RefSeq and is a predicted model, not a curated record. Lineage: Eukaryota; Metazoa; Mollusca; Bivalvia; Pectinida; Pectinidae.